AUGUACUCAAGUUCAACGCUCAUCGCGAGCCAUGAUGCGUAUCGCCCCUGCCAUCUGCACACCCUGUACAUGUCCAUCUUCUUUUCUGCAUGUUCAUUCACCGCUCCAGCGCCUCAUCAUCUUGAUUGAUACUUGAUGUUCGCACUAACCCACCUUCUCUUCCUUGUCUCUUGCCUCCAUGUCUACGAUACGGAGAGUCUCUAUCCUUUCCGGUCUCAUCCUCGCGCUCGCUUCUUUUGUCCCAGGCGCUUUAGCUCAGGGUACCAAUGCGAUAUGUAAGAAUGGAUUCCGCUGGAUGGUCAACUCUCGGGGGCAGAGUCCAUGCUCGGUAGCGGCAUACCUUCUCACUCCAUGUAUUGACAAUCGAUCUGACGCGUAUGUUGAAGCAUUGCAUCCAAGUUCCCAUUAUCUACCCCCUUCACCUUCAACGGCUACACCAUGCCAAUGUAGUUCUGUGCAUUAUUCUAUGUUGCAAGCUUGUGCCAUUUGUCAAGGCGGUCCAAGUGUCCCUUGGUCUACAUGGGUCAUGAACUGCAAUGCUGCCGCCCACCAGAGUUACCCCUAUGACGUUCCUGCCGGCACGUCUGUUCCUGCGUGGGCGUACCUUGACAUUUCCUUACUAGAUAAUUUCGACGUGACAAGUGCAGAAGCCCUCGCCGACACCCAUCCGCCCGACUCCACAGCUAUAGGCACUGCAACCUCCACUGGCAAUGUAGCCCCCACCACCUCCGGUACCACUUCAACGAGCAACAGAAGAACCAAUGUAGGUGUUAUCGUAGGCGGUGUGAUCGUAGGUGUGAUCGGUCUUGCUCUCGUUGGCGGUGCUGUCUGGUGGUUCAUGCGCCGAAGAUGGCAUACGAAAGUCCAUGUGUCUGCCUCUCAAUUCAAAAUUAGCGAUGAAGAACUGAUGGUAUCAGAUAAUGAGAAGCAGUCGCAGCAGCAGCCUUUGCUCAGCAGUCCUGUUCCUCAAAUGGGGAUGAGUCCUCCACCGUUUGCUCCUCAUCCGGUACCCACAUCUCCGCCUAUUGCUGAAAAGAUUUAUAAUCCUGAUGAUCCUUCCACCUUUCCUGAUGCUUUGCUGAUUACUUCCUCGAGUUCCGCUGCUUACAGCCAACCAGCCGAUGGUCACUCUCAGAAUGUGAAAAAGGUGGAUUAUACCCAAACAUCUGGACAAUACAGUGGAGUUCCAGAGUUGUAGAAAGAUCUCAGGAGGAGGUUAUGUGAUGGUACCAUGAAACUGAGUAAUCUUGAUGUGUUUGACUUGGACAUUCUGUUUUGUAUGUAGACUGCUGCAAUCUACUACUCAUAAUUCCUCUGAUGCUACACUUAUGCUAACUCAUGAAUUUCACUCUUUUUUAUUUUAUAUUUAUAUUUUUUAAAUCUGUCUCUUAUUUUAUCUCCUUAAACACUGUAUUAGUAGCUUGAAUACUAAAGUCUCAAGUUUUCAUC
Somion occarium is the source of this 1449-nucleotide messenger RNA. The record is from the annotation of a GenBank genome assembly. NCBI's taxonomy places the organism in Eukaryota, Fungi, Basidiomycota, Agaricomycetes, Polyporales, Cerrenaceae.